CAUAUAUACUACACACACACAAACACACACACACACUAUAAAAGAGGAAGUGUGUGUUAAUGGACGGAGAGUUGAGGAGAGUCCGUAGGAGAGGUCAGAAAUGCACUCUACACACUGUAUACUACACACUGUAUACUACACACACUACAUAUUACAUAUAUACUACACUCACACACACACACACACAAAAGUGUGUGUUAAUGGACGGAGAGCUAAGGAGAGUCCGCAAGAGAGGUCAGAAAUGCACACUGCAUACUACACACACUACAUAUAUACUACACACUGUAUACUACACACACACUACAUAUAUACUACACACUGCAUACUACACACACACUAUAGAGGAGGAAGUGUGUGUUAAUGGACGGUGAGCUGAGGAGAGUCUGCAUGGGGAGAGGUCAAAGAUGCACACUACAUGCACACUACUUAUAUACUACACACUGCAUACUACACGCACACUACAUAUUACAUAUAUACUACUCACACACACACACACACUAUAGAGGAGGAAGUGUGUGUUAUUUGACGUUGGGCUGAGGAGAGUCUGCAUGGGGAGAGGUCAGAGAUGCAAACUACAUACUACACACACAAUAUGUACUACAUAUAUACUACACACACACACACACACACACACACACACUCACUAUAGAAGAGAAAGUGUGUGUGUGUGAAUGGACGGAGAGUCAGCAGGUGGAGAGGUUAUAAGCACACUACACACUGCAUACUACACACACAUGCAAACACACCAUAAUACACACGUGAACACACAAAUUGAUCUGCUAAUAGAUACCAGUAGGAUGGUUUAUGUAGUCAAGAGGAUAAGUGUGUGUGUUCCAGUGUGGAUUUGUGGAACAUCAGACCGAUUUUCUGCUCCGCUCAAGAACCACAGAGAUCAAGAACAGACCCCAGAUCAGACGCUCAGUAUCGAGCAGUCAGUCUGUUUACUAGAAGAUGAAACCAGAGCUCCAGAAAUCAAACAGGAACAGGAACCAGCAGGCACUGAACAGCAGAUUCCCAGUGAGCACAACACAGAGAUCCCAAAAGCAAAUUUUGAUGCUUCGGAAAUCCAAAACACACUCUUCGCACACACACAGACAUCAGCAGAGCAUGUAAAACACGACCAAGAGGAAGAGGAGGAGUGUGUGGAGCUCCAGGUUAAAGCUGAAGAAGAAAACCACCAGCACUGGACAUUUGAACAACCCAUCGACGUCCAGCUAGAAAACACACCAGCAGAACAACCCCUCCAGCAUGAAGACGACACGCAUGCACAAUCAGACGAUCACACACAGAUGGAGUUCAAUGCGGGAGAGCGUGACGAGGCUUCUAUGUGUGGUGUGAGCGCGAGCGUGCGGCGGCUGCGGACUCAUUGGCACUCCGGUGUGGAGGUGAAGCGCUACAGCUGCACGUUCUGCCGCAAAAACUUCAGUCGCUUUAGUCAGCUGAAGGAGCAUCUGCGCAGUCACACUGGAGAAAAGCCCUUCACCUGCGCGCAGUGCGGACGCAGCUUCACCAAACACUGUAAUCUCAUCCGACACGCCGUCGUGCACAGCGGAGAGAAGCCGUAUCAAUGCACACAGUGCGGGAAACGCUUCACACAGAGAUCCAGCCUCAAAUCACACCAGCGCAUGCACACAGACGCCUGGGAGAACAGGUGAUCCUGACGGUGGAGGAGUAAACCGCUGUUUCCAUCCUUUUAUUUUUAUGCACACUUUGGAAUAUUGCAUUAAGUUACAACUACAGUAAUUAAUCUGUUGUGCUGAUUCAAUUGUUGCUAUGGAAACACAACAACUACAGUAAUUGAUCUGUUGUAGUGACUCUAUAAUUGCCAUGGUAACAACAAAUACAGUAAUUGAUCUGUUAUAGCGAUUAUAUAGUUGCCAUGGUAACAACAAUUACAAUAAUUCAUCUGUUAUAGCGAUUCUAUAGUUGCCAUGGUAACAACAACUACAGUAAUUGAUCCGUUAUAGCGAUUCUAUAGUUGCCAUGGUAACAACAAAUACAGUAAUUAAUAUGUUAUAGUGAUUCUAUAGUUGCCAUGGUAACACAACAACUACAGUAAUUGAUCUGUUGUAGCUAACUAAUAGUUACCAUGGUAACAACAAAUACAGUAAUUGAUCUGUUAUAGCGAUUCUAUAGUUGCCAUGGUAACAACAACUACAGUAAUUGAUCCGUUAUAGCGAUUCUAUAGUUGCCAUGGCAACACAACAACUACAGUAAUUGAUCUGUUAUAGCGAUUCUAUAGUUGUCAUGGUAACACAACAAAUACAGUAAUCUUUUGUGCCGAUUCUAUAGUUGCAACAGUAACUCAACAACUGCAGUAAUUGAUCUGUUGUGUUGAUUCUAUAGUUGCCAUGGUAACACAAGUUGAGUAAUUGAUCUGUUGUAUCAAUUCUAUAGUUGCCAUGGUAACAUUACAACUACAGUAAUUGAACCGUUGUAGAUACUCUGCAGUUGCCAUGGUAAAACAACAACUAUAGUAAUUGAUCUGUUGUGGCAGUUCUAUAUUUGCCAUUGUAACAAAACAACUACAGUAAUUGAUUCAUUGUGGUCUUUUUAUAGUUGCUAUGGUAACAACAUCAACUACAGUAAUUGGUCUGUUUUGGCGAUUCUAUAGUUUCCAUGGUAACAACUACUGUAAUUGAUCUGUUGUGCUGAUUCUACAAUUGCAAUGGUAAAACAACAACUACAGUAAUUGAUCUGUUAUGCUAAUUCUAUAGUUGCCAUGGUAACAUAACUUCAGUAAUUGACCCUUCGCUAAGCCACACCCGAAAACAGUCACAGACCAAUCGUGGCUGAGCAACUGUAAAUAGGCGUAGGAGGUUUGUCAGGCUUUCGAGCAAGGGAAACAAGCCAAAGCGUUGUGCAUAUGGAUUAUGCAAAUCUGAUACCCGGUAUCCUAAAAGUUUGGAUGGGGUAGUGGAAUUUCUCCGAGGGGAGAAAUGCCAGGCGUAGAUCAAGCCAUGUGGGGGCCAUAAAGGCAGCACAAUUCAGUCAUUU
Danio aesculapii is the source of this 2997-nucleotide messenger RNA. RefSeq lists its product as uncharacterized. Gene Ontology annotation, molecular function: DNA-binding transcription factor activity, RNA polymerase II-specific; RNA polymerase II cis-regulatory region sequence-specific DNA binding. Bases 672 to 1655 code for a protein of 327 amino acids. Gene Ontology annotation, cellular component: nucleus. The record is from RefSeq and is a predicted model, not a curated record. NCBI's taxonomy places the organism in Eukaryota, Metazoa, Chordata, Actinopteri, Cypriniformes, Danionidae. Gene Ontology annotation, biological process: regulation of transcription by RNA polymerase II. The transcript is spliced from 4 exons.